CAUGAUUGUAGGAGACCAAGGACGCUCUUGGUGAGCUGAAGAGCCAGGCUGAUGUGUUGCGCAAACGCAUCACCAAGGCGACCAUGAUGUCAGAAGAGACAGACAGGAAUGGCGCCGCGGACUAUGCCGCACUCUUUGCCGAGUAUUUUUAGAUGCCAUGACUCGUGGUCUAUUUGGGGCAAGCAUGAGCAGCGAUUUGCCCCACUGUGCUGCUCAUGCAGCACUCAUAGCGCGGUGCUGAUGACUGCAAGUCUUGCAGCGAGCAUGUCUCAACCGUACCAUUUGCUCAGCGAGCUAAAAAUGUACACAGUGGCCAUUGUUUAUAGCAGAACGGGCUAUGCAUGGAAAUCAAGUUGGUCGCUUAUUUUAUUUCUCGGCCCCAAUGUCCGGGGCGACCCUUAUCGCGGGGUCGAUGGCAUAUAAGAACUCGCUAGCGGGCGGACAAAAUGUUGUUUUUCUCAUUCCAACCUUAGUUC
This is a messenger RNA of Linderina pennispora, 476 nucleotides long. RefSeq lists its product as uncharacterized. The record is from RefSeq and is a predicted model, not a curated record. Bases 109 to 423 code for a protein of 104 amino acids. The transcript has a single exon. Lineage: Eukaryota; Fungi; Kickxellomycota; Kickxellomycetes; Kickxellales; Kickxellaceae.